CUCUCUCCUCCCACCCGGCGGACGGUCGGACGUUAACACCGCCACACGUCGGUCGUCGUCAGCCAUGUUGUCGGUGUGACACACCGAGCUGUCAGCAACAGGUCCCUCAGACUGGCACUGCUGCUAAACUUCAACGUCUACCUCUCUACUCGGACACUAGACCCGCACACGUCGCGUGGGAACCUCCCACGAGAGGCGGGUGGGAACUUCAGAUCCCCUCGGAAGUUGGGAAGUGGAUUCUUUUCUUCUUUUUUUUUUCUGCGGGGGCCGGGGUCAGAGAGUGCCAGUACUGUCCUGUCUUAGCUGCAGUAUUGACUGAUGACUGGACGGUGACUGUGUUUUGCAGAUGGCUGUGAGCAGCAGCUGAGAUCGCCACCGGGAGUUCCCCCUCUGUCACGCUCUGCCACCUGCAAAUAUGAACGGUGGUCCAAGUGUGUGGGCAGUGUCUCCGGAGGAGAGGGUCAAACAUGACCAGAAGUUUGACACCCUCUCCCCAUCAAUGGGCUAUGUUUCAGGGGAGCAGGCGAGGAAGUUUUUCCUCCAGUCAGGGCUGCCUCCUUCAGUUCUGGCUGAGAUAUGGUCUUUGGCUGAUAUGAAUAAAGAUGGCAAGAUGGACAGGUUGGAGUUUUCCAUCGCUAUGAAGCUCAUAAAGCUAAAACUCCAGGGUACGCCGCUCCCCUCUGCACUACCAAUCAUCAUGAAGCAGCCUCCAGUGCCUAUUCCCAACCUCAAUAACCCCACCUCAUCCAUGAUCAGCCCGGCCUAUGGUAUUGUUUCUAUGCCUAACAUGUCCAUGAUGCCUCGGACAAACCUUGCCAUGUUGACCCCUAUCUCCAUGGCAACCCCUGGACUCUCACCCAUGACAGGCCUCAGCCCUUUAGUUCCUACAGCAACCGGCCUGAGCCCCCUCAUGGUCUCCACCAACACCCGGCCCCUGAUGCCCACUAUGGGAAAUGCCACACUGCCAAAUGGCAGCAUGGGAAUUCUCCAUCCACUCACAACUGGACCUUUGGCAACUGGCCUUCCUCUAUCUGCGUCCGCUUACUCCUCUCCAUUAGGAAUGUCCUCUUCUCCAGCUGGUAUAAACAAGGCCUCGUCACUGCUGGACCUGGGAUCUAUCAGCUCUGCCUCUUCAUCCCCUUCUGUGAUGUCGCCCAUGGCUGCUGUUCCCAGUGACUGGGCCGUGCCACAUGCCUCUAGACUGAAAUACAGACAGCAGUUCAACGGCCUGGACAAACAGAUGACUGGAUACCUUACUGGUCAGCAGGUGAGAGGUGCCAUGUCAACCACAAUGCUGACUCAGACACAGCUGGCCUCCAUCUGGACUUUAGCAGAUGUGGAUAAGGAUGGCAAGCUGAAAGCCGAGGAGUUUAUCCUGGCAAUGCAUCUGGUAGACAUGGCGAAGAGCGGCCAACCACUGCCGCUAACGCUGCCAACUGAGCUAGUACCACCCUCACAAAGGGGUGCAGUCAAUGGAUCCAGCUCUUCUCUCUACGCAUCUCUGACUGAUGACUUUGACGUAGAGCCUCCACAGAAAACCAGGACCAACUUGUCGUUUGAGGAUAAAUUCAAAGCCAACCUGGAGCGAGGGAACGCAGAACUGGAGAAAAGACGACUGACAUUGCUGGAGGCCGAGAGGAGGGAGCAGGAGCGGCAUGCUCAAAAGGAGAGAGAGGAGCGAGAGAAGAGAGAGAGGGAGGCUCGGGAGGCUGAGGAGAGGAGGAGGAAAGAAGAGGAGAGGAGGCUGGAGCGACUGAGGGAGCUCGAGAGGCAGAAAGAAGAAGAGCGACAGAGAGAGAUAGAGAGAAAAGAGGCUGCACAACGGGAGCUUGAGCGCCAGAGGAAGGAGGAGUGGGAGAGAAGGAGGCGAGGAGAACUCCAGAUAAAGAAGGUGCAGGAGCAGGAUGAUAUCAUCAGACUGAAAGCUAAGAAGAGGAGUCUGGAGAUGGAGCUGGAGGCUGUGGGCAACAAGCAUCGUCAAAUCUCAGACCGGCUGCGUGACAUUCAGAAUAAGAAGAAGCUUCAGAAGACAGAGCUGGAUCUGACCAAUCAAAGGAAAGAGACACGCCAGCAAGACAUUAACAACGUGCACAGACAGCUAGAGGAGUUGCAGAGGAAGUUGUCCCAGUUGACUCCGGAGCAGAAGAGACUCACUGAGAAACUGAGAAACAUGGCUCUGAAUAACAUGCCAGUGUCGUCUAUGUCUACCCUGAAGGUGAGCGUUUCUGAGAAAAAAGGGACAUGUAUGAAAAUGCGAGAGCAGCUGAACGCUCUGGAGAAGGAGACUGCUGCCAAACUGACUGAGAUGGACCGGUAUAAUAAAGACAUGCAGGAACUGGGAGAGAGCCAGAGAAAGCAGCAGCUAGCAUUAGGGAAACUACGGAGCAUCAAGGAGGACAAACGGUGUGAACUGAUCCGAAGGAAGGAGCAGGAAGAGGAGAGGAAACGACAGGAGGAGGAAGCUCAGAGACGUAUUAAGAUGGAAAAGGAGCGUCAGUGGCAGGAGAAGCUGAGGAGGGAUGAAGAGGAGCGUCAGAGGAGGCUUCAGGAGGAGAGAGAAGCCAAACAGAGGGAGGAGGAGGAGAAAGAGAAACAGGCUCUCAUCCGGUCUGCAAAAGAGCAGGCCGAGCGAGAGCUCAGAGCAAAAGAGGAGGCAGAGCGGAAGAGAAGAGAGGAGGAGAGAAGGAAAAGAGAAGAGGAGGAGAAGAAGAAAAGGGAAGAGGACGAGCGUCAGAGGCUGGUGGAGAGACGCAGGCAGGAGGAGGAGAGGAGAAAGCUGGAGGAAGAGAGGAGACUGCUAGAGGAAGAGAGGAGGAAACUGGAGGAAGAGCGGAAGAGAGAAGAGAAAAGAAAGAAAGAAGACGAAGAGAGGAAGAAGUUAGAAGAGGAAAGGAGAGAGGGGGAGCGCAGGAGGGAGAAGGAGGAGGAGGAGAGGAGGAGACAGAGGGCGGCCGAGGCUGCCGUCCGAGAUGCAGAGGAGAGGAGAAAGCGAGAGGAGGAGGAGAGAAGGAAGAAAGAGGAGGAGGACAGGAGAAAGAGAGAUGAAGAGAGGAGAAGGCUUCAGCAGGAGCAGGAGGAGGAGAGGAGGAGGCGCGAGGAUGAAAGAAAGAGGGUGGAAGAGGAGAGGAAGAGAAAGGGGGAGGCAGAGGACAGGAGGAAAGCAGAGGAGGAGAGAAAGAGGAAGGAGGAGGCAUCUCGUCAGCAGCAGCAGCCAAGUGGAGGAGGGAAGCUGGAUAUUCAGGAGAAACUGACGUCUCUGCUGAGAGGACUGGAGGAGAGGAAAGGUGGUCAACCCAGGGCCACACAUCACAGGAAGUCAGCCGCUCUCACAUCCUUCAAAGUGCUCUACCCAUUCACUGCACGAAACAACGAGGAGCUCAGCCUCAAUGCGGAUGAUAUCAUUGAGGUUGAUGAGACGACAGAGCGGGAGGAGGGUUGGCUGUGUGGCAGCAAACAAGGGAAGAUGGGUUGGUUCCCAGAGAGCUACGUCGAGAGAGUGGCCCUCUCAAAAACUUCUAAUAAUACUGUUGUGGCUCCUCCUCCUCCUGCUGCUGCUGCUGCUGCAAGUAAAGUCCCACUCCAGUCACAACUGUCCAAUGCCCUUGAGGCUGCCAAGGCAGCAGGCACGAAGUCUGCCUUCACACCAACACACUCUCCAAACCUUGCACCCUUGGAGACACAAGGACAGCAGGUGGUGGGUAACCUGCUUGCCCAGGCCCUGUGUUCGUGGACGGCCAAGACAGACAACCAUCUGAACUUCAACAAGGACGAUGUCAUUCAGGUGCUGGAGCAGCAGGAGAACUGGUGGCUUGGAGAGCUGAACGGUGAAAGGGGCUGGUUCCCCAAGACAUAUGUGACGCCGCUGGGAGAAGAGAGCUCAGACAUGAAGAGCUCCCCUCCUGAUGUGUCAGAGUCAGGUGACAACCUGCAGCUUGAAGAAUAUGAGGCGUUGUAUACAUACGAGUCUCCGGAGCCUGGAGAUUUGACAUUUAGCGAAGGAGAUGUGAUCUUGGUGAGCAAGAGAGACGGAGAGUGGUGGAACGGCUCUAUCGGCGACCGCACAGGCUUGUUCCCAAGCAACUAUGUCAAACCCAAAGAGACCGAUACAUCGAGCACAUCUGGAAAGAAGAAGCCAGAGAUUGGCCAAGUGAUCAGGGCCCACUCCUCUACUGGCCCCGCGCAGCUGAAUCUGGAAAAUGGCCAGCUCAUACUUGUCCUUGGCAAGAAUGCCUCUGGCUGGUGGAUUGGAGAACUGCAGGCCCGUGGUAAAAAGCGACAAAAGGGCUGGUUUCCUGCUACUCAUGUCAAAAUAUUGGGAUCCAACAGCGGCAAGUCCACCCCAGCUCCUCUGCCAGUCUGUCUGGUGAUUGCCGUAUACGACUACAGCGCUGCCAACAAGGACGAAAUGAGCUUCUCUAAAGGUCAGCUGAUCAACGUUCUAGACAAGAACAACCCUGACUGGUGGAAAGGAGAGAUCAACGGGGUUACUGGCCUGUUCCCCACCAACUAUGUUAAGAUGACCACGGUGGAAUGUGACCCAAGCCAGCAGUGGUGUGCAGACCUGAACAGCCUGGACUCGCUUAGCCCCCAGGAGAAGAAGAGACAGGGUUACAUCCAUGAGCUGAUACAGACGGAGGAGAGAUACGUGGAAGACUUGAAUAUAGUGCUGGAGGUUUUCCACAGGCCUAUGUCUGAGUCGGGCCGGCUGAAUGAAGCAGAGAUGUCCAUGAUCUUUGUCAACUGGAAAGAACUACUGGCCUGCAACACCAAACUUCUCAAGGCCCUACGUGUUCGUAAGAAGACGGGUGGGGACAACAUGCCGGUGCAGAUGAUUGGAGAUAUCCUGGCCGCGGAGUUGUCCCACAUGCAGCCUUACAUCCGUUUCUGCUCCUGCCAGAUCAACGGAGCCACACUGCUCCAGAAUCGCACCGACAACGAGCCGGACUUCAAGAACUUCCUCAAGAAAAUCGCAACAGACUACAGGUGCAAGGGAAUGCCGCUGUCCAGCUUCCUGCUGAAGCCCAUGCAGAGGAUCACACGCUACCCACUGCACAUGAAAAACAUCCUGGAGUGCACUGCAGAGGGCCACGCUGACUGCGAUCCUCUGAGAGAGGCUCUGGAGAAGGCGGAGGAACUCUGUCAACAGGUUAACGAGGGUGUGAGAGAGAAGGAGAACUCCGACAGACUGGAAUGGAUUCAGAGCCACGUACAGUGUGAUGGUGUUGUGGAGAACCUGGUCUUUAACUCUCUCACCAACUGUUUAGGCCCCAGGAAACUGCUCCACAGCGGUAAGAUGCACAAGGCAAAGAGCAACAAGGAACUGUGGGCUUUCCUCUUCAACGACUUCCUGCUCCUGACUUAUGCGGCUAAACAGUUCACUACCUCUGGGCCUGAUAAACUGUUCAGCACCAGGACCAAUGCACAGCUCAAGAUGUACAAGCCACCUGUGUUGUUAAAUGAAGUUCUGGUGAAGCUGCCAGAUCCUUCCAGUGACGAGCCCCUUUUCCACAUCUCACACAUUGAUAGAGUCUACAUACUCAGGACUGACAACAUCAAUGAACGGACGGCGUGGGUUCAGAAGAUCAAGGCCGCGUCUGAAGAAUUUAUUGAGACGGAAAAGAGAAAAAGGGAAAAGGCCUAUCAAGCUCGAUCUGUGAAGUCCAGUGGAAUUGGCAGACUCCUCGUCACCAUCUUAGAAGCCACUGAGCUCAAGGCGGGAAAACCCAACGGUAAAAGUAACCCUUACUGUGAAGUGACCAUGGGAGCUCAGAUCUUCACGUCCAGAACGCUCAACGACACUCUGAACCCCAAGUGGAACUUCAACUGUCAGUUUCACAUCAGAGACAUCUACCAGGACGUCCUCUGCAUCACCAUCUUUGAAAGAGACCAGUUUUCACCAGAUGACUUCCUGGGUCGGACAGAGGUUCCCGUAGCAACCAUAAGGAAGGAGUUGGAGAACAAGGGACCGGUGACACGUCGUCUUCUACUGCACGAGGUUCCUACGGGGGAAGUGUGGGUCCGCCUCGACCUGCAGCUCUUCAGCGGCAAAUAGUCAAGUAGAAUGGACUGAAAUAAGAAACCACAUCUUCUAUCAAGGCAUCCAAAUCAGGGAGCGUUAACCAAAAACAGAAAAGCUGCUCUUUUGUCACGUACACAAAUGGGACGGUUCCCAUAUCAAACAAAACACCUGACCUGUGUUUCACACAACAGCCUUAAUAUUUUAAUGAUAACCAGCACUAAAUAUAAUACCUCCUUAUAUGUUGUCUGAGUCCUUUGCCUAAUAAUGACAUCAGAUGCUAAAGGAAGCUCAGGCAGUGCAGGAGUUUGCACAUUCACAAUAUUUACACUGAGGGAGUUAAAAAGGUGGUUUAUACGGUGGAGACGCUGUGUGUCAUGAAGCUGAGUCCUUGGCUCUAACAAUUCAUAAUCUUCAGAGGAAGUUAGAACUAUUAGCAAUAGAAGUGAAUAUAAAGGUUCUUCUUCUCCUCUAGAAUCUCACAGCUCUUUGUCUCAGUCGGUUCAAGUAUUCAGUCACUGACACAGUUUACCAAGUAGACCAAGGCUUUUUUUAAUUAGAAUGACUAUGGACUUAUGAUCGCUCAUCACAAGCUGUAUGUUUUCAGUGGCAUUAAGGGCGUCACCAGCAGUAGAUGGCAGAUGCUGCACAGCGACGUGAUGCUUUGGACAUGCUUGUUCGUCAGCAGCUUUGGUCUGGAGUCAGUUUACUACUGUAGAUGAAAAAGCUCAGGAUACGUAGUUCUGAGCUUAGUCACUGUAAUUAAUGAACACUUUGUCUUUGUGUGUGUGUGUGUGUGUGUCUUUGUAUUGUAGAGAUGCUUCACAAACAUUUAAGAUACAGAAACAUACACAUGUUUAUCUGAGGGCUCUUGAGACGCUGCAGCUUUAGGAGUUGCCUUGUAACCUCGGGUCGGGUUCAGUGGGAUUAUUAUCUCUUUAGGAUAAAUGUCUUUUUCUUUGCUUUUACUUCAGCCAAGGCCAAAUAAAAUUCUCCAAGUGUGUCUGCAGAGUAGCCUAGGUGAUACAAUGAGGGAGGUAUAUAAAAAGCUGUGUGAAUUUAUUUCCUGCUUUACUUUACUUGGUGUGGAGGAUUUUAAGAAUGUGUCAGUGUUUUGAGGUAACACGGACUGACGGUUUGGCAUCACUAAUGAACAGUAUUUGCCCUGUUGUAUUUAUGUUCUUUACACUUUUACCCCGCUAGAUUUUAAGUGUAAUUCUCCAGUCGCCGCCUCACUGACAGCAACACUGUCCUUCUGUGACGCCUCAAAAUGCUGCCCCAUACAAACAUCUGCAAUUGAACCUUUACAAGGCUAUGGUGUGUAAAAGCUGUAUAUUUAUGUUGUAGGUUGACUUUUGGGUGUCUUCUGCCUUGUUUUUACUCUUUCGCUCUAUGCAUCCAGUUUCCUUUCUAACUCUGAGCGCACGCUGGUGUUCUGAAUAUUAACGAAAAAAGUGUCGUAUUUAUUUCUUAAUUUAUGCGUGUGUGACUAUCCAAAGGUCUAAAGCAGCGUCGCCUGCUGCGUCAUCUUGGAUAAUCAGUUGGUAUCCACUGGGUUUGUUUUGAAAAUGUGCGACAUGUUCAUCUUCUGCGGUUGAGUUUUACAAUAAGCAGACUAGGUCCCUGGUCAUUUUGUUAGGCCUGCUGUUUUGUGCUCGUUUGUCUCAUUCAAUCAGCAAAUCUGUUUUUAAUCUUGUAUUCAUUUGGAUGUUUUCAGGAAAUUGGGGAAAAUGUGCAAAGAGACUGGACUACCUUCUUAGUCUGUGUAGGGGUGUUAAAGUUUGCCUUUUGUUUUACUUUCCGCUGCCGUCUGCAUUGACUGCUGCUGCGCUAACUGAGUUCAUGGCCUCUAACUCAGACUGCCUGUUGACAGCCUGGAGUCUGUAACCUGCUGUGUGUGCUCACUUUGGCCUCUAGGUGGCACUCUCUGAUCCAGGGUUUCUUAAGUCAAAUUAAAGACAUUAAAAAGUGAACAAAC
Messenger RNA from Scophthalmus maximus (turbot), 7994 nucleotides. It is a transcript of the gene itsn2b, whose product is annotated as intersectin 2b. Lineage: Eukaryota; Metazoa; Chordata; Actinopteri; Pleuronectiformes; Scophthalmidae. The transcript is spliced from 40 exons. Gene Ontology annotation, molecular function: guanyl-nucleotide exchange factor activity; protein binding; calcium ion binding. The record is from RefSeq and is a predicted model, not a curated record. Bases 416 to 6052 code for a protein of 1878 amino acids. Gene Ontology annotation, biological process: intracellular signal transduction; positive regulation of Rho protein signal transduction.